GCUUCAAGCUCGUUGGCUAACAAGAAAUUUUCUAAUGGACCAUUAGCAGAAGCUUUUGCUGGGAUGGAAAGAGAUGGAGUGGACAUGCAUAUAAUGAUGUUUCUUUGUGCUAAUGGAAUUCCUUUUAAUGUCUUGAGGAGUCCACAAUACCCUGAAAUGGUAGCAGCCAUUCAGAAAGCUCCGAAGGGAUACAAACCUCCUGCCUAUGAGAAGGCCAGAACUACCCUUUUAGAUGCAUGUAAGAGAAAGGUGGAAACUGACUUAGAUCCGGUUAGGCAGACAUGGUAUUCCCAUGGUGUCUCCAUCGUUUCUGAUGGGUGGACAAAUAUGAAGAACCAACCUUUAAUCAAUGUCAUGGCAUCAAACAGUUGUGGUUCAAUGUUCCUGUAUGCUGAAGACUUCUCCGGACAAGAGAAGACAGGUGAAGCCAUUGCAGAAUUUUUGCUGCAAGCUAUUGAAGAGAUUGGCCCAGCUAAUGUCCUUCAGGUCGUCACUGAUAAUGCAUCUAAUUGCAAAGUUGCGGGUAGAGAAAUCCAGAAAGUGCAUAAGCAUAUAUUUUGGUCCCCAUGUGUGGUGCACACACUGAAUCUUAUAUUCAAAGAUUUCGCAAAUCAGUUUGCUUGGAUGGUUGACACAUACCAGACUGGAAAAGUAAUUGUGAAGUUCUUUAGGAACCACCAACACUUUCAAGCUCUCUUUAGAAAGAACUCUGACUUGGAUCUGUUAAAGGUCUCAAAAACAAGAUUUGCAUCUCACUAUAUUUUGCUUAAGAGGCUUAUGGAUGUCCGAGAGACACUUACUACUACCGUUGUCACAAGCAAGUGGAAGGAAUUGGUGAGGGAUGCUGAUGUGCAAACAAGAGCAGCAGCAAAUGCGAUUGCCCAGAAUAUCAUGGAUGAGGCAUUUUGGGAUGAGAUUAACAUCAUCCUUGAUAUCACAAGACCAUUGUACAUGGUAAUCAAGUUCAGCGAUGGAGAAGGUCCAAAAUCUGGUGAUAUUUAUGAAAAAAUGGACAAUAUGCUUGGCGAGAUACAAGAUGUCAUGACAAACGAAGAUAACCCUCACAAGGAUGAUUGGCCCGAGGUAAACAACAUUAUUCUUGAUCGGUGGGGAAAGAUGAAUUGGAACUUCCAUUGCUUAGCAUUCGCUCUUUCUCCAAAAUACUAUGAUCAAGCAUAUCUUGCAACUCUUGCUCCUGGUGGUGGUAAAAGGAAAGCUCCAAAUGAUGACAAGGAGGUUAUGCAAGGUGUUAUGCAGGCCCUUAAUAGAAUUGCAGAAGACCAAAAGGAAUAUGCUCUUUUACGUGAAGAAUUCAACACAUUUAUAAUGAAGAAAGGUUUGUAUGCAUUGUCGGCUGUUCAAGCUGAUGCAGCAGCAAUGAAUGCCAUUGACUGGUGGUUCACUUAUGGCUCCGAAACUCCAAAUUUAAGCGAGGUGGCAAAGAAAGUGUUGUCUCAGCCAAUAAGUAGCUCCUCUGCUGAAAGAAAUUGGAGUACCUACUCAUUUAUACACAGUGUAAAGAGAAACAAGUUGAAUACAAAGACAGCUGAUAAGCUUGUCUAUAUUCAUGCAAACGAGCGACUCAGGAGAAGGUUUACAGAGGGCUACAAUUCAGGACCGCAUUAUAAGUGGGAUAUUGAUCCUGAUAAUAGCUUACUGGAGGAGUCAAGCUUGAAGCUUGAGCAGCUGCGUUGGUCUUCCUUGGAGGACAAUAGAACCCAUUGAUGAAGCAGCUGAACCACCACAAAAAAUUCAGAGGAAAUGACCGGUACAUGGUGAGUUUGUCUUGGUGAACCUGGAAAGCUGGAACGCUGGAGCAGUCACUUGGAUGCAGCUGGACUGCUGGAGCACAUGAGCACAUGAGUCACUUGAGCGGUGCUACUGAAGUUGAUUUUGUCCAUUAUCUUAGUCAUUUUGCUUGCUUGUUUGAAACUUUGGUUCACUAUAAUUUCGAAUAUCUGUGUUAAGUCAAGUAUUUUUCUAAGAAUUUCUGUAUUAAGUCAAGUAUUCUGUUAAGAAUCCGGUACUUUAAUUAAAUA
Messenger RNA from Lolium perenne, 2039 nucleotides. RefSeq lists its product as uncharacterized. Gene Ontology annotation, molecular function: protein dimerization activity. The record is from RefSeq and is a predicted model, not a curated record. NCBI's taxonomy places the organism in Eukaryota, Viridiplantae, Streptophyta, Magnoliopsida, Poales, Poaceae.